Bombina bombina (fire-bellied toad) is the source of this 1776-nucleotide messenger RNA. RefSeq names its product myosin binding protein H like (gene MYBPHL). Bases 35 to 1555 code for a protein of 506 amino acids. Gene Ontology annotation, molecular function: protein binding. The record is from RefSeq and is a predicted model, not a curated record. The transcript has 11 exons. NCBI's taxonomy places the organism in Eukaryota, Metazoa, Chordata, Amphibia, Anura, Bombinatoridae.
AGAUCUUACAGCUGUAGACCUUCAGAACUGAAUCAUGCCGGCUAAAGCUCCCAUUAAAAAAGCCCCUGCUAAAGCCCCUCAAACCAAGGCACCUGCAGCCCCUGAACCAGUUCCAGAAGCCCCUGCUGCUGCCCCAGAAGUACCUGCUCCACCUCCAGAGACUCUAGCUGCUGAUGUAGCUGCUCCAGUUGCUGAGGUUCCUGCCCCAGUGGCCGAAGAAGCUACUCCAGUUGCUGAGGUACCUGCCCCAGCUGCAGAGGUACCUGCCCCAGCUGCAGAGGUACCUGCCCCAGCUCCUCAACCAGAAGUUCCAGAAGCCCCAAAACAAGAGCCUCCUAGUGCACCUAAAGAUCUGACGGUGGAUGAUGUUGACGACACCUCUCUAUCUCUGAAGUGGAAGGCUCCUGAUCAGGAAGGAACAGCUGCCCUGGAUGGAUACCUCGUGGAAUACCAAAAGGAAGGCAGUAAUGACUGGAUUGCUGUAAACAAGGAGCCUAGCGUUUCUUCCCGCUACAAAAUCACAGAUCUGAAUACAGGAGAUAAGAUUACAGUUCGUGUCACAGCAGUUAGCAAAGCUGGCAGCAGCCCACCUACCACCCUAGAAAACUUUGUCCAAGUUCGAGAAAUUGUGGAUCGCCCCAAAAUUCGUCUGCCAAGGUACCUGCGUCAAACGUUUGUGAAGCAUGUUGGAGAAGCUGUCAAUUUAGUGAUUCCAUUUCAGGGAAAACCAAGACCUCAGGUUCAUUGGUUUAGAGACGGGCAGCCUCUAGACCCUAAACGUGCAAGUGUCAGAAACAGUGAUAGUGAUACAAUUAUUUUCAUCCGUAAUGCUGAGCGCAAGGAUUCCGGAACAUAUGAAGUGGUUGUACAAAUAGACAGCCUGGACGAUAAAGCCAAGUUUGAAAUCAAAAUAGCUGAACGCCCUGGUCCUCCAAAAAGUGUUACGCUGGUAGAUUCAUGGGGUUUUAAUGCAGCUCUUCAAUGGACACCACCACUUGAUGAUGGGAAUUCAGAAAUUACAGGCUAUACUAUACAGAAAUCAGAUAAGAAAACUGGGGAAUGGUUUACUGUCCUUGAGCAUUACCACCAGACAAACUGCACCGUCUCAGAUCUUAUCAUCGGAAACUCCUAUUUCUUUAGAGUAUUCUCAGAAAACUUAUGUGGAUUAAGCGAGAAAGCUACUGUAACUAAAGAUUGUGCUCUAAUUAAAAAAACAGGAAUUACUUAUACAACUCCUGAAUAUAAGGAGAAGGAUUUUGGAGAAGCUCCUAAGUUUACCCAGCAGCUCAGCAAUCGAUCAAGCACUACUGGAUACAGUACAAAACUAUUUUGUUGUGUGCGUGGCAGUCCAAAGCCUAAAAUUGUUUGGAUGAAAAAUCAGAUGGAAAUUAGAGAAGACCCUAAAUAUCGGUCACUUGUAAAUCAUGGAGUUUGCUCACUUGAAAUCCGCAAACCCAGCACUUUUGACGGAGGAGUGUACACCUGUAAAGCUAUCAAUCCUUUAGGAGAAGCAACUGUAGACUGCAGACUUGAUAUAAAAGCGCCACCACAAUAACCAGUUGGAUUCCAGAACAAAAUUGGAUAUCGUGUGCCUUUUGAUUCAUCUUCAAUCAAGAAUGUGAUAUUAACUAUAAAAUACCAAAUUACAAAAAUUGCAAUGUUUAUAAAUAGUUUAUGGUUAAAAUAUGACAAUUAUUUGCCUGUUUAAACUGCACUACAAAGUUUUCCUGUUUUCCCUUUUUGAGCUCUACAAAUAAAUACAUGUUUGGCACACUA